GAGAGAGGGGGGGGGAGAGAGAGAGAAACAUGGUCUCCAAAUUGACAUCCCUCCAACAGGAGCUGUUGAACGCUCUCCUGAGCUCGGGGGUGACCAAAGACCUUCUGAUCCAAGCCUUGGAGGACUUGGAGCCUUCCCCGAACUUCGAGGUGAAGCUGGAGAACCUGGCGGGGUCCCCGCUCAAGAUGAACGGGCCCGGGGGAGGUGGAGGAUCCGACACCAAAGCCGUGUUUCACACCCUAACCAACGGGCACAACACUAAGGGCAGACUGUCCGGGGAUGAGGUCUCCGAAGACGGGGACGACUACGACACUCCACCGAUCCUCAAGGAACUGGAAUCGCUCAACACGGAGGAGGCGGCGGAGCAGAGAGCCGAGGUGGACAGGAUGCUCAGGGAAGAUCCCUGGCGAGCAGCGAAGAUGAUCAAGGGUUACAUGCAACAGCACAACAUCCCGCAGAGAGAAGUGGUGGACGUGACGGGGCUCAAUCAGUCUCACCUUUCCCAGCACUUGAACAAGGGCACGCCGAUGAAAAACCAGAAACGAGCCGCGCUCUACACCUGGUACAUCAGGAAACAGCAAGAGAUCCAGAGACAAUUCAACCAGACAAUCCAGAAUACUGGAAACAUUAUGACAGACAAAAGCAGGCCCGAUCAGCUGCUUUUUCUCUUUCCAGAGUUUAAUCAGCAAGACCAGACUCCAGGGCAGGCUGAAGAGACAGGCAGUGAACCUGCCAACAAGAAAAUGCGUCGCAACAGGUUUAAAUGGGGACCAGCAUCCCAGCAAAUAUUGUACCAGGCUUAUGAGAGGCAAAAGAACCCCAGUAAGGAAGAGAGGGAGGCACUGGUCGAGGAAUGCAACAGGGCCGAAUGCAUCCAGCGAGGUGUCUCCCCUUCCAAGGCCCAAGGACUGGGCUCCAAUCUGGUGACAGAGGUCAGAGUGUACAACUGGUUCGCCAACCGAAGGAAGGAAGAAGCUUUCCGCCAGAAACUGGCCAUGGAUGCAUACACCGUCCAGCCACACAAUAUGAAUCCUCUGCUGUCGCACAGCUCCCCGCAUCACAUGCACCCCAACACAUCGCCCUCCAACAAACACGGCGUUCGGUACGGUCAACAGGGUACCAGCGAAGUCUCCUCCUCCACGGCGAUCAGUCACCACAACAGCGCCAUGGUAACCAGCCAAACAGUCCUACAGCAAGUCUCGCCAGUCAACCUGGAUCCAAGCCACGGUCUGUUGUCACCUGAUGGCAAGAUGAUCACGGCCCCAGGUGGGUCUCUGCCUCCCGUCAGCACCCUGACAAACAUCCACAGCCUGUCUCAGCCGCCGCACCACAAUCACCAGCAAACGCAGAAUCUCAUCAUCAAUCCCCUCUCCGGGGUCAUGGCGAUAGCACAAAGUAUAAGCACAUCUCAGGGCCAGAGCGUCCCUGUUAUUAACAGCGUAACCGCAGGAGGUUUGGCAGCUUUACAGCCAGUCCAGUUUUCUCAGCAACUGCACAGUCCUCACCAACAGCCGCUUAUGCAACAGCCCCAAAAUCACAUGUCACAGCAACCCUUCAUGGCCACAGUGACCCAACUGCAGAAUUCUCACAUGUACACGCACAAGCCAGACCCUCCCCAGUAUUCUCACACCGCACGGUUUCCAUCAGCCAUGGUUGUCACGGAUACGGGCAGCAUCAGCGCGCUCGCAAGCAUGUCCUCCAGCAAGCAGUGUCCACUCCAAGCCUGGUGAUGUUCCACACUUCCCUAUCUUCGAAUGGCUUGACGGCACAGUUAAAAGUUGGUUUCCAAAACAUCUUUCCGGUAUCGACGGAGACGACGGGGGUUUCCGUGGAAAACUCACAGAACCAAACCAGCCAGUACACUGAUCGAGCCAAUGACGCUGCGUAAGGCUGGUCUCUUUCGACAGCUAGUUCCUUAGCUCACCGUCGAAGAGUGAGGUGCGGAGGAGAAAAAUAAAAGCCCCGGUCCAGGUUGUUUUACCUACAGUUUCCUGUUGGACUGUAUUCCCCCAUUAGCCCAAACCCAGCUUGAACAUCUCACGCAAGAACAAAUGUAACCAAGAAACUCGAGAGGCAUUGCAUAAAGAGAAGCCGCCCCCUCCUGUCCUUCGGGUGUUGAAGGCGAUGCUUUGUGUCUGUUACUGGAAGAUUAGCACUAGAUCAUCGCUUGUAUAGUUAAAUCGAGCCCAAACUGCGAAUACUGACCGACCAGGGACAAGAUUACACUAAGCAAACCCGAUUCUACAGGAGGACGAACACCUUUGCAAAACGGACCUGAAGUGUUGUGAUUGAGUGCAAUCCCUGAAGUGUCAGACAUCUCCGAGGAACACUGGCGAAGAGACUCACCCACUGAACAAAUCCAGUUCAUUAUGGAAGUACGAGGGGAGGUGGGGGUGGGGG
This is a messenger RNA of Callorhinchus milii (elephant shark), 2400 nucleotides long. RefSeq names its product HNF1 homeobox Ba (gene hnf1ba). Lineage: Eukaryota; Metazoa; Chordata; Chondrichthyes; Chimaeriformes; Callorhinchidae. Gene Ontology annotation, cellular component: nucleus. The transcript is spliced from 10 exons. Gene Ontology annotation, molecular function: RNA polymerase II cis-regulatory region sequence-specific DNA binding; DNA-binding transcription factor activity, RNA polymerase II-specific. The record is from RefSeq and is a predicted model, not a curated record. The coding region runs from base 30 to 1730 and encodes 566 amino acids. Gene Ontology annotation, biological process: regulation of transcription by RNA polymerase II; insulin secretion; positive regulation of DNA-templated transcription.